GGCAACACUAGCCCGGCAUCUGCCGUCAACCGACCUCGCUGCGCAUCACCGGCCACUCUUACUUUGGUUCAUUUAGGGCGAACUACGCCGCUUCUUCACCUGCCGCGGCUUGGUCACCUUCACCAGACACUCCUGCAUCCUUACCGUCCCCCAGACAGGUAAGACAGGAAUGCUGCUGAGAGUUGGGUUGCGUCAUGCCAGCCGGACUUCCUUCAAGCUGCCCCCUGUUAAGUUCAAGUAUGCCCAACAGUCUCCCUCCUCCUCCCCCUCAACUGAAAGCACACCUGUCAUCACCUCACCCGUUACUUGUGAGAAGAGGGAGCAACAUGAAAAUAAAAGAAGAGAGAGGCCACAGUGGAAAGAAAAGCCACGAGAAACACAUUUUAAGGACAAGUCAGGAAAUUAUACAAACAUGCAUGAUCCACAAAAGUUUAAGAGCAAGAACAGAAGCAGAUUUAUGGACAGAACAAGUCAGUCGGUAGAGGAAAACUUGACACAUUUGGGAAUAAACGUGUCUGGGGAAGUUAUUUACGGAAUCUACCCUGUCCUCCUCGCUCUCCAAGCCAAACGCAGGACAUUCCAUCAUCUGGUAUACAAAGACGGAUCAAAACCCUUGAGUGAAAACCUGCAGAACAUAGUGAGCAUCGCAGGAGAGCAGGGGAUUCCAAUAACCAGCUUGAAACCCACACGAUUCAAGAGGAUAUUCCCAGGAGACCAAGUGCAUCAGGGAGUGUGCUGUGAUGUGAGUCCCCUGCCACUUGUAACGCUUGAGGAGGAGUUGCUGGAGAUGCAAAGUGGAGGGAAGGCACAACAAGAAGUGGAAAAGAGUCGUCAGCUUUGGCUUUACCUUGACCAGAUACAAGACCCAAUGAAUUUCGGGGCAGUACUUAGAUCAGCUUACUUCAUGGGUGUUGAGCGAGUGAUUACCUCAGCAAUGUGCAGUGCCCAGAUCACCAGCACAGUGAGCAAGGCCAGCGCUGGUGUGGCAGAGUUGUUCCCAGUGCACAAAGUUGAGGACCCAGUGAAGCUUGUAUCAUCCCUCACACAUGCUGGGUGGGAGGUGGCUUCCUCUUCGUCACCAGCCAGUGGGGACAAGAAAAUUGCACUUAUUGAUGUCACCUCCUUCAACCCAAAAGGCAGUGUUCUCCUCAUUGUGGGUAAUGAGGGAAAGGGAAUUUCACCUGAGCUGCAGCAGAUGUGCCACACAGUCCUCACCAUCGAGCCAGGCAGGAACCUCCACCCUCACCUGCACUGCCUCAAUGUGUCUGUUGCCACUGCCCUCCUCCUCCACAGCCUCCGUCAGAGACUCACACCUCACAGUUCUUAGACACACUGAGGCCUGUAUUCAGAAACACUUUGCUCUUACCACCUCUAUUUUCAAAGGCCACAGAUAUGAUUAGCUGGGUUCUUGUGAAUCUGUUGCUCUUAGAAUCACAUAAAACAGCCUUGAAAAUCUGUCACUUCAAUUACAACCUUUUGAAAGUAGUGGUGUGGCACAGAAGUGUUUCAGAAUAUGGUCCCAAGUCUCAUGCUGCAAUGAUGUGGUCUCAUGUGCAAAGGUAAUGAAGGUUUCAAAUGUGACAGAGGGUUGAGAUAAAUUUCUGUUAUGGCUGUCCCCUUUAGAGGGUGCUUUGGAGAGGAGCUAUGGUGGUGUUACUUGGGCAAAGAUAAUAAAGGUUUCAGAUGUGAUAGAGAGGGUUGUUUGAAAGUUACUUCUCUACUAUGGCUGUACCUUUUAUAGGUCACUGAAGGGGUGUGAGGUGUGUCAUGCAUGUGUGUUUUCAAGUGAAUUAAUUGUACUGUUAAUGGAAUUUAUGAAUGUGAUGAAAAAUAUUGGGCAAGUAUUUCAUCACCAAGCAUCUAGCUGAUCUAUGACUUUGACAGAGAAUAGUCUCAUUUAGGUAAUUGUAAAAAAAAUACCAAAAUGUUUUAUUUAGGACAUAAGGAAAGAAAAGUAUGAUUAACAUUUUUCUGUGGAUCCAAACCAUUUCAAAACUAUGAAAUAUAUCCUUCAUUUGAAUAAUUUGCAAAAUGGAAAAUUAAUGUAAUAUGGGAAACUAAAAUUACUGAUAGGUUUUGUAUUCACAUUAUCAAAACCUUUCAGAAUGGAUACAAAAUGGCCAUCAGUGAUAUUUUUUGUUGCCAGGACAGAUGAACACCACCCAAGACAUCUGUGCCACUUCUGGAGCCACCAGUGAACACACACACAAUUCAGGGCAUCAGCACAGGACUUGUCCCUCAAUGUUAGCUAUGAGGAGCACUGGCAGCAUUGUCUAGUGGGGCUGGUUGUGCAAGGAUGCAGUCCAGGGCAGGGGUUCCCUCCAUGGACUGAGAGGUUGGUCAAGUUCUGUAGACAAAAAUGACGAAUCAAAAUUUGAGGGGCAAGGUUGGGCCCAACACAUUAAGACUGUGACUAGCAGUUGUUUUUAACUGCUCUUUUAAGUCUGUAGACUUAAGUCACAUCUCAUUUUAUUUAUUUAUUUUUUGUUGAUUUAUUUAUUUAUUCAUUUGCUUAUCAAAAGUAAAUAUAGAUGUAUAAAAUAAAUAUUCUUUAAUUCU
This is a messenger RNA of Scylla paramamosain (green mud crab), 2559 nucleotides long. Its product is annotated as rRNA methyltransferase 1, mitochondrial-like. The record is from RefSeq and is a predicted model, not a curated record. The coding region runs from base 170 to 1327 and encodes 385 amino acids. The transcript has 5 exons. Gene Ontology annotation, cellular component: mitochondrion. Gene Ontology annotation, molecular function: RNA binding; rRNA (guanine) methyltransferase activity. Gene Ontology annotation, biological process: rRNA methylation. Lineage: Eukaryota; Metazoa; Arthropoda; Malacostraca; Decapoda; Portunidae.